CAAAUUUGUGGUUCGAAACGAGUUAUUUGGAAUAAAACGUGAAUUACUGCCGUAAUAAUUGCAAAAAAUAUCGUUUAAUUUCAUAUCCGUGCAGCACUGCAACUAAAGUACGAUGCCGAAAAACAAAAGAGAUCAGAAAGUUUCGUUGACCAAAACCGAUCGGAAGGGUUUGUCGAACAAGCAGCAGAUCAUCACGGACAUCCAGGAAUGUCGGCAAAAGUACGACAAUGUUUUCCUGUUUACCGUUCAGAAUAUGCGCAACACCAAACUGAAGGACGUGCGGUCGGCUUGGAAGAACUCGCGCUUCUUUUUCGGUAAAAAUCGUGUCAUGCAGCUGGGACUGAAGUUUGUCAGCGACGACACGGACGAGGAUCCGAAGCUGGAACAGGAUCUGGAGAAGCUGCGGGAGCAGAUGGUCGGUCAGUGUGGCUUGCUGUUUACGUCCGAGGGCAAGGAGACGGUGCUGGAUUGGUUCGAAUCGUACUCGGCCACCGAGUUCGCUCGCAGUGGAUUCAAGGCGACAAAAACGGUGCUGCUGAAGGAGGGUCCACUGGAGCAAUUUUCACACGCUAUCGAACCGCAUCUUCGUUCCCUGGGAAUGCCGACGAAGCUCGACCGAGGAAUUGUUACAUUGUACAAAGAUUUCACCGUGUGCGAAAAGGAUAAGGUAUUGACGCCGGAGCAGGCACGAAUCCUGAAACUGUUGGGAAAUCCAAUGGCUAAAUUCAAGGUCAUUGUCAACUGCUGCUGCACGAAGGAGAACGGCUUCGAAGAGAUUAAGAAGCGGUCUAUCAAACUCACAAAGAAGACUAGGAAGGCACUGCCUAAGAAGCCCAAGAAGUCAAAGUCCGAAGAAGCAAUGAGCGAGGAUGAGGACGAGGAUGAUCAGGAGGACGAAGAUAUGGAUGUGAACGACGACGAUGAUGAUGAUGAUGACGACGAGGAUGAUGAUGACGAGUAGCUUUUUAAGGUUAGUGUUAUUCUUGUUAGGCUAA
Ochlerotatus camptorhynchus is the source of this 995-nucleotide messenger RNA. It is a transcript of the gene RpLP0-like, whose product is annotated as ribosomal protein LP0-like. Lineage: Eukaryota; Metazoa; Arthropoda; Insecta; Diptera; Culicidae. The coding region runs from base 113 to 961 and encodes 282 amino acids. The transcript has 3 exons. The record is from RefSeq and is a predicted model, not a curated record. Gene Ontology annotation, molecular function: RNA binding. Gene Ontology annotation, cellular component: nucleolus; preribosome, large subunit precursor. Gene Ontology annotation, biological process: ribosomal large subunit assembly; rRNA processing; nuclear-transcribed mRNA catabolic process.